Messenger RNA from Drechmeria coniospora, 363 nucleotides. RefSeq lists its product as uncharacterized. The transcript has a single exon. NCBI's taxonomy places the organism in Eukaryota, Fungi, Ascomycota, Sordariomycetes, Hypocreales, Ophiocordycipitaceae. Bases 1 to 363 code for a protein of 120 amino acids. The record is from RefSeq and is a predicted model, not a curated record.
AUGCCGACAUCUAGUCAUACCACUCAGAAUGAAGACUGCAUUCGUUCGCCGAUUCCAAAGGCCGGCCGCUUCAAUGCAGUCCUCAAGCGCGUGGCUUCGUCUGUCCUCGGCCCCAAUCUGCUCUGUACCGGGUCAUUCAGGGUAGCAGUUCCAGACCGCUAUGCUACCGUCGUCAUUGCUUUUUUCCGUCAUGCUGGUCAUCCCAAUCUCAAUCGGGCUCAGAAUCUCCCUUGCGACGCGGGAAAGACGCAAGAUCUUCUCCUCUUUGGCUUCUCGAUGCCCGACUUUCCCACAAUCGGCCCCACCAACUUGCACUUCGUGAAGCAGCCGAGAGGACGACGCCAGCCAUGGGCAUGGGCUUGA